AUGAAGUUAAUUAUGAUAUUAAUGAUUGGAAUAGGAUUAAUCCAUGCGAGUCUUAGUAAGUAGAUUAUACUAUUUAGUCAGGAUCAGUAAUUCAUAAGAGUUGUCUUUAGAACCUGCAUAUUACAAACCUUUGAAAAAGUAAUAGGAGUUAAACUAGGAAUAAGUGUUGAAUACAAAGUAUUAUGAGUCUAAAGAGGGAGAACCUUCAGAAAAAUAUGAAAUGGAAGAUAAAUUGUUAGAGGGAAGUGAUGAAUGUGGUUAUGGAUAUUGGGUUCGUUUUUCUGAGAAUGAGAUUUAAGACACAGAAAAAUAUUACUUCUUGAGCAGAUUAACAACAAAUAAAGAACAUGGAGAUUUAACUUACUAUGGGGAUAGAGCUUUAAGUGUUUUUCUGUAUACGAAUGUAUUUGUUUUUGCAACAUAUGAUUUGGAUGAGAAUCUUAAAUCAAAAGAGAGACUUGUCAAAUUAUAAGAGAAUGUAAAUGGAAAUUGGUAUUUUAUUUGUUAUUCAAAAUAAAACUCAGCCAUUGUAGGAUUUUUAGUAAAAUUUGGGGGAAAUCAUAUUAUACGAUUUGAGCAAUAUGGUAGACACAAACCAAGCAGAUAUUAUAAGGUAAUAUUUGGUGGAUCUGAGUUUGAUUAUUUGAGUUUGGCAGGGUAGUUUGCAAAUAUCUAUUUUGAUUUUGAUGAGCCUGCAUUUAUAAAUACAAAUGAAGAUGUAUUGAAAUUAAUUUAGAAACAUUGUAAUAUGCCAUAAGUAUUAUUGAAAAAGUCAACGAUAAAUUUAAUAGAGGAGACAAAGGAGUUUUCAGCAAAUAAUAAAUAGGAUUCAAUAUAAAUGUAAGUUUUUGAUAAUGAGUAUAUCAUAACAUAGUAUUAAGUGAAGGGAUGGUUUCGAUGGAUUGAUAAUAUUUUGGUGGAAGAAUAGAAUGAAUUUUAAAUAUUAAAUUUAAGAAGUAAUAAGGAUAAAAGUGAUAAAACAGGAGAUAGAGCAUUAGAAAUUCAUUAGAUAUAUGGAGGAGGAGCAGAAGGUUAGAUAUAUUUUAGUACUUAUUCAAUAAUUGAGGAAUAGAAAAGAGUAACAAAAUAAUUGAAAUCUAAUUAACUUGUUUGGACAUAUGGAUAAUUUAGUUAUGAUAUAGGAAGUUUGAAAGCAUUUGGAUAUGUGAUAUAUCCAGGUUUUGCAUAGAGUUUAGAAUUUAAUGGAAUCUAACAUAAAUAGGUAACAAAAUUAUAUUUGACAAUUGGAGGAGAUGAGGAAAUAUCAAGUUUUAAUGGGAAGAUUGGAUAUUUAAAAGUAAAUGUUGGACCAAAAUCAUAUAAUGAGAGAAUGACUUUAGAUGAUGAAGGAGCAUUGAAUUUGUAUUUGAGAAAUAGAUUAAUAUCAAAUUAAGAAGAAAUAAAGGCAAGUAGAUAUAACUAAAUUUAACCUGUGUUUUCAUAGAUAUAUGAUUAGAAUGUGAAUGGUUAAAGUGAAUAUAGUUUUGGUAUGUGGAGUAGAUGGAUACGUACAUAUCCAAUAUAUUUAUAGAAUAGAGCAGAAAUACAUUCAAUAGCUCAUUUGAGAAGAGAAUAUAAAUAAAUAUUAUUAGAGAUUUAAUUGACUAAAACAUCAUAUUUGUUUUAAUCAUUAGAUGAUGUGAAAUAGAUUGAGUAUUAAGAUUUAGAGGGAUAAUGGAUUUAUUUAUAUUUUGGAUAUAAUAGAUUAGAGAAAAAAGCUUUAGGAAUAGUAAAUAAAUUGGGAAAAGAAUUAAAAUCAGUAUAAUUUAUAAAUGAACAUGAAUUUAUAAUAAAUGCGAUUGAAUUUUAUGUAGGCAAACAUCAUACUCCUUUUUUUAAUGGUGAAUUCGCAAGAAUAUAAUUUUAAUUUGGACCUUAUUCUUUUAAAUAGGAAAGUGAGUUAUAAUAAAUUGAUACAGAAGGAUUACCUUAUGUGAUUGGUAUCACAUAAUAGACAAUUUAAUUGAUAGGUGCUAUAUAAUAAAGUCCAAUAGACGAGAAAUAUGAAUUUACAUAAUUCUAAGGAGUUACGGAAUAUAGUUUAUCUGGAUGGAUUAAAUUUAAUGGAAUAGAGAAAUCAGGAGAAUAAUAUCAUAUUAUUACAUUAAGUUAAAGAACAUUAGAUGAAAGUAAUGAUUAAGCAACAUUACAAAUUUUAAGAAAUGAUAUUAAUUAUAAAUUCAUCACCUAUACAUGUAUAAUAGAUUGCGAUAAAUACUUAAAUAAAGAAAGUAGUUUUGGAGAGUACUGGGAUUAAUGGACUUAUAUUUAUUUUGGAUAUAAAGAUUAUUAGACAUAUACAUAUAUUGAGUAUAGAUUUAUGAAAGAUUCAUUCAUUAUGAAUGAUGUAAAUCAUUAUUACAUGUCUAUAUUCUCAAUAUUGUUAGGAUAAUCAAGAAAGGAGUAUCUACAGUUUAUGGGUUCAUUAAAAUAAUGGGUAUUGAAUGUAGGUAUCGGUGCGUACAGAGAAGGUAGUUAUGAAAGUGAAUAAUAAAGUAUUAAAGUUCAUUUUGGAUAUAUAGCUGGAACUGAUCAUUUAAUUUAAGCUCAAGAAAUGAAAGAACAUACAGAAGUAUUAGAUUGUCAAACACAACAAAUAUCAUUAUAAUAGAGUGAUGAUUUAUUAUUAGAUGGAUUAUAUGAAUAUGGUUAUGGUCUAUGGAUUUAAUAUAGACAUUAUUCAAGUACUAUUAAUCUUAUCAAACCUAAAUUAAUGGGAAUUGCUAGAUUAUACUUAGAUCAAAUGGAUCAUCUCUUAAGUGUUAUUAUGAAUGUUGGUAGUUAUUAAUUCAUUUCCUUACAAACUACAUAAUCAUUAAAUUAUUAUGCUUAUCAUGAAAGUGAAUGGAUCUUUAUCUACUAUGCUUAUUAAAGAUAAUAAUAGGAAUUAGGUUAAACUAUAGCUUUCAUUGCUGAUUAUAAUGGUAUUAGAUCAAUUCAACAAAAUGUCUUACAUCCAUUCAUUAGAAAUCAUCUACAUCUCCAGUUUGGAAGAGCAUCCAAAAGUUAUCCCUAAUUUAAUGGAUUGAUUACUGGAAUUAGGUUAUAUUUAGGAAAAGGAGCAUUCAUUGAUCAAGAUUUACUUAAGCAAAUGAUUUAUAAAAUCAACAGAAAACCAACUUAAAUCUAUAUAGAUAAUGUUAUUACAAUAUUAGAAGAUAGAACUGAUAAUUAUAAUGGAGAUAAUCCUAUACAUAUUGAAGGUAAUGCUAAUCAAUAUUCCAUUCAAAUGUGGUUUAAAAUUACUCAAAAUUCAUUUUUAUAUAGACUCACCUAAAAUGAAAACCCAUCAGACAACAAAUUUCUAGGAGAUCGUGUAUUUCAUCUAUUCAAUCAUUUAGAUCAUGUUUAAUAUAGUACUUACACUUUACUAAAUAUGGAUUAAAUAGAUUUAUAAAUUACUUAAUAAUGCAAAAUAGAAUUAUAUCAUUAAAAUAUGUGGGCAUUUUCAUAUUAAAGUUAUUCUAAAUUAGAAUAGAAAAUUAUAAUAUAUUUAAAAAUUGAUGAUUAUAUAUGUUAAAUGAAUAAAGAGAAUGUAAUUCAUGCAAUAAAUGAUUAAAUGUGGCUUUAUUUAAUGAAAGAUUUUAAUGAUCCAAAUUCCAAUACAAUUUAAAUUUCCCAUGUUAUAUUAACUUUAGGAUAAGGAAGUUUUAUUGAUGAUAAAUUUGGAAAAUUAUCAUCAUUUAUAGCUGGGAAUAUAUAAUUACCUAAGAUUAUAUAGGAAAUUGAAAAAGUAACAGAUUCAUAAAAAUAUACAUUUAAUGAAGUUGAUUCAAUGAGUGAAUAUGCUGUAUCAUUUUGGUGUAAGUUUAGUUCUACAUAUCCUGAAAGGAUUUAUAGAAAAUCUGAUAAUUUCUAAAUAUUUAGAAUGACUUCUAAUUAAUAAUUGAAUGAAGGAAAGAUAGAUUUAGGAGAUAGGUUAAUUAGUGCCUAUGGAUUAAAAGAUUCAAUAAGUUUUAAUACAUAUGAUAUUAAUGAUAAUGCUCCAAAUGAAUAUAGGAUUAUUGAAAUUGAUAGAUUAGAAAAUAGAUGGUAUUUCUUAUAUGCCGGUUAUAAAAGGAAAUAAUAAAUUGCUAAAUUUUAUGUAUACGAUGGCAAAUAAGAAAAACAAAAUUCCAAUUAAAAUUUAUUGUAAAAUCCUUUAACAGAUUUUGUAUAGGUGAUAUUUGGAUCAGAAGAUCAUGUUAUAGGAUUUAAUGGUUAAAUAUUGAAAAUUGCAAUUAUGAUAGGAAGUGGAUCAUUUGGAUAAAGUGGAUCAUUUUUAGAAUCUAAAUUAUUAGAUUAUAUUAUAUAGUAUGAAAUUCCAGAAGAAUCUACUCUAGAGUAUUAAUACAAAUAAAAAAAUGGUGUUAUUGAAUUAGAUCAUGAAUUUAAUGAACAUGAUUUUCAUAAUGUUGGUUCUUAUUCAGUUUGUGGAUGGUUUAAAUUAAAUUAUUCACCUUUAAGUAAAUUUGAAUAAGAAAUCUCUUGUUAAACAUUAAUUCGUUUAUAUGAGAAUGAAAAAUUAAAUGACAAAUUAAUUUAAGGUGAUAGAACAUUACUCAUUUAGGUUUGCGAUUAAUAAUUUAUAAAAUUCUAAACUUAUACCUUAUCAUAAAUAUAGAAUGUUAAUGAACAUAAAUUAAUUGAGAAUUCUAUUGAAAUGGAUUCUGCUGUUAUUUGGCAUUAUGUUUAUAUGAGUUAUGAUGAUAUAGAUUAGACAGUUUAAAUUCUAUUGAAAUAAUUUCAAUCUGAUGAAGUUAUUCUACUCAAUAAUAUUUGGCAUAUGGAAACUAAUUAUUUAGGUAUUUUAUUAGGUUAGGAUCUUGACAAAAUUAAUUUUGAUGGUAUUCAACAAUAAUGGCAAUUCUUAUAUGGAUACCAUUCAAUAAUUGAUUUAAAUAAACCAGCCUAUCAAGAUAAAUUACCCAAUUAUUAUAAUAUUAAAAAUAAUUAAAGAGAAAUGUGGUACUAAAAUGAUGAAGAUCAAAAAACAACUGUUGAAUUUCAUAGUGCUGUCAAUUAGUAUGCCAUUGGAGUUUGGACAAGAUGGGAAUCAGAGUUCUUUGAAUCAAAAUAAAUUCAAUUUCACAAUAUAUAUAGAUUUACAAACAGAAAAUAAUAUGAAGAUAAAGCUUAAUUAGGAGAUAGGGUAUUAUUCUCUUAUCUUACAAAUAAAAAUUAUGAAUUUAGUACUUAUAACAAAAAAUAAAGUAUUACUGCUAUUAAUACCUAAAUCCCAUAUGAUUUUAUUGAAGGAGAUUGGAAUUAUAUAUACUUUGCUUAUAAAGAAACUAAUCUCUAUGCUGCUGUAAUUCAUAAAUAAUCACAAAAAGCAGAACAUACUAUUCUCAAAGAUAUUGAACAUUUUAUAUUAGGAUAUGCUUAAUUGAUCAUAAACAAACCUGAAUUUGGAUUUUAAUCAUUUAAAGGUCAAAUUUAUGAUUUAAGACUAUUCUUAGGAGAUGGGGCUUAUUUAGAUGAUACUCAAAAAUUGGCUAGCAUGAUUAACAAAUUGCACAUUCGCUUGCCUGAUAUUUAAUUAAAAAUUGAGCAUUUCGAAUGGAAAGGGUGUGACACUUAAAUUGAUGAAGAUGCCUCUUUUAUUUAAGAAUUCUAGUAUCCUGAACAAAAAACCUAUUCUAUUUCUGGUUGGAUUUGGUUAUAUUCUAAGAAUGAAGGUGAUUUAGACUCUCUCUAAGGAGUUAUGAAAUUAUCAACAGAUCUAAACUUUAAUACUCUUUUGGUUUUAGCAAAAUCGAAUCAAAUAACUUUUGGAAGUUAUUCAUUUGGUAAAAAACCAUAACCAAUUUGGUAAAGUUGUGAUAUUUAAAUUGAAUAAUGGUUUUUUGUGUACCUCAGCCAUUAAGAUGAUUUUACUCGUUUUUAUAUUAAAAGUGAGUAAGGAGUUUAGGAAUUUACAAAUGUUUCAAGACAUGUUCUUCCAAAAAAUUUUAAAUUAUCUUUAGUAAAAUUUGACUCAUUUGAAAAUUUUGAUGUAUUAUUUAUUUUUAAAUGUUUAUUAGGGCAAGUUAAAAGGAGUCUAAGUAAGAUGGCAUAAACCAUUAGAGGACCCUGAAGAGGAAUCCACAGCUCCAGUGCUGUAACAUUAAUGA
Messenger RNA from Paramecium sonneborni, 6095 nucleotides. The record is from the annotation of a GenBank genome assembly. NCBI's taxonomy places the organism in Eukaryota, Ciliophora, Oligohymenophorea, Peniculida, Parameciidae.